GCGGCACGUCUCAGUCACUCCCGGCAGUUGUUUUCCAACGUUUUUCGUGGACUGACUUUGGUUGGUAGACGGGCGGUUAGUUGUGACGAGUGCGAUCUUAAUGUACCUUUCGUCGAAUGCAUAGUUUUCCAGUUGGGUUUCAAGUUUUUAAAAGCUGCAGCCCCGACGUGAAAUCCUUUCAUAAACUUGACAAGAAUAUAAGUAGAAAAACCGAAAAUUUGUUGUUAGCAAAAAAACAGAGCAAGACAACUUCAACAGGUCACAAGUCCGGCGGCGAUGCGUCCGGCAUUCCGUCCGAGCCAGUGACAUGGCCACGUUGUCGUCAGCUUGCAGCAGUUACGUACGCCAGCAACCCGGACAACCUUUAAAAACGCUAAACGUCACGAACGCCAUUCUCCGGACGGACAAAGGACAGGCGUCGUCGUAUCGGCCACAAUGCACGGCAAAACGAAAGAGCGCCGUGGAACUAUUGCAAGAAACGAAAUCGCUUUACGUCAAAUCGGAAACAGUGCUUGACAGGAAACAAGAGCUCAGGCGGAGUCUCCGAAGCAGCGGUUCUUCCGACAAGGGCUCAUCAUCGCAUGACAUAGCUUCCGGUUGUUAUAACUAUAAAGGGAAUUGCUGUAAUUGGUCGAGUGGAAGUUUUACUUGUCUACCGCCACCUAAAAGUCCUCGACUGGUGGCUGGAUGUCAGAGAAAGUCCACAGCGGAUUCACAACAACUGCAAAACGAUCUCAGACGUCUAUUGAAUACUGAUUCUAAAGAAAACUUAUUCGAAGCAACUUCGGUGUUCCUCGACGAUGUCAUCGUUCCUCCACCCGUACAGUACCGUCGAUCAGUGUCGCACGGCCAACAGCAGCAACAGCAUCAUCAAUGUUGUUGCGGACCGUCAGCCGCUUGCCAUAAAUCACUUCCGGAUCUCACGGAUGUCGCGACAGUAKCUACGGAAUUGAUUACGGAUGUGGCAACGCCGGCGGUGGCAGCUGGUCCAAUCCGCCGUUGCCGUCGUUCCGCAUCUUCGGGAUCUGUGGCUGCUGGAGACGAUGAUGACGAUGAUGGCGAGGAUGACAUAUUUGAAACCUACUCCAGUAUACCAUCUCCGCAAGGAUUUGGAAACAAGUCCAGACAAGACGAAACGGACGCAGUCGCUAACGUAACCUCUUUCCCGGAUUCAUUGAGCCUAACCAGUUACAAAACGGAUGCCAGAUGGCAACAGUCGGCACAUGGAGGGACCGGAAGUUCGAUCGAAGAAGAAAAUGACGACGAAGGCGGUGAUGUAUCACCGCGUUCGUCCGCAUCGCCCGUCAAGUCUACCGUGUCGCAUGGCCGCCAGCGUCUACAGACAGUUGGAGCAGCGGCAACGACUGCAAUCGGUGGACACCAACCAUCGCCGCCUGCUGUUCCAUUACGUCGACAUCAAUUGCCGACGGCGACCGACGAGUUUCGCGGUCGACCGAUACUGCGCAGCAAGUCGGACGUUGGUCACAGGGCACCCAAUUUGCUGAGUCUGUUGCCGGUAGCGGUGGCUAAGACCGACGAUCGACACGAAUACGAUCCAAAUCAGUUGGAGAACUUUUUUGGACAUCUAGGCCUCGAUCCCGACGAGUACAAAUGGAUCAUGAAAAAUGAUUCGGAGACGGGCUCACAGGUAUGUUUCGGCGGCUCCAACAGUUCGGUGGGCUCGGUGAGCGGCGGCAGCAACAACAACAUACACUGCAACAGCGACGGUAUUUUGAUGGGCGGCGGCGUUCGGGGGGACGGUGACGGUUGUGACGGAGAAACGAGCAGACCGAUCGGUGGUUGCGUCGGGAAGUCCGGAAUCGGAUCGUCCUCGUCCGAACUUCCGUCCAUCGUCGAGCGGAACGCCAGAAUCAUUAAAUGGCUGUGGAACUGCCGGAAAGCCAACUCGCAGCAGACUUUAUUGCCGUCGACGCCAUCCUCGACUUAGAACAGUAGUGGACAAAUAAACACACGAAAACCCAAAUCCUCCUCCAUCACCAUCACUGUACCCACUGAGCGAUCAGCUAACGGGUUUGAUUCUGUCAUAACUUAAUAUACUUAUUAUACUAUAACAAUAGGUACACUAUAAAGUUAUAACCUAUCUAUACUUAUAAACUUAUUAUAUCCACGACUUCAAAUAUAGUCGUAGUGAGACCGUGGUUUUCAUAUAUAAUAUUCCAUACUGCUAUGUACCUAAUUUGAAUUUUACAAUAAUAUUAUAUUCGUGAUAUUAGAAAAAAAUUACUCUUACGGAUUAACCGAGUACUUCCGUCUCAUAACUUAUUGACAAUAUAUAUAUAUAUAUGUAUUAUUAU
Diuraphis noxia (Russian wheat aphid) is the source of this 2315-nucleotide messenger RNA. RefSeq lists its product as uncharacterized. Lineage: Eukaryota; Metazoa; Arthropoda; Insecta; Hemiptera; Aphididae. The record is from RefSeq and is a predicted model, not a curated record.